CAUGUGCUCGCAGCAUGGCUAUCAUGCAGUCUUGUUGCUGCUGGCAGUCUGUACGGAGAGGCAGCUACGCCUGUGCCAUUUACACCACCAUAUACUUCACGUUGUUAGCAUCGACUACCGGAAUGCUUCUUUGGGAGGAGAGUCAGUAUCUAAAAGGAAUUGUUUCCCUACCGGAAUCGGCCAGCUUUCUGGAAUCAGGGACGAUAUCGCCGACGACGGUUCAAUUCAACGGAAUGAUGCUUAUCUGCUCCUGCUGCGGCGUGCUGUGCAGCCUUCUUCUUUUGUACGGCUUAUACAAGGAUCACAAGAUGUUGCUGAUACCAUGGAUCAUCACAGUCAUGACGUGUUGCAUCACCGAUAUAGCACAUUCCUUAUAUAUGUUCAUCGUCACACCUGACUUUAAUCCAACGAAACUUAUGCUCUACACGCUAAAUUUCUUUCUACUUUGUUUAAAUAUAUACGCGUUGCUAUGUGUCAUCUCGCAAUAUCAAGAAUAUUCCUCUGGUCGCGGCACCGCUGCACACGAUUACAGGGUUCCAGUAGUGAGAUACGUAACUCAGCCAACGACUACAACCGCCACUACGUCCUGUCUAAGUUCACGAAGAGGCAUAACUAAUAAUGAAACAAAAGCAACACCGACUCAAAGCCCCACAGCGAGUCACAAUCUUCUGUUAUCGGAGAAAAGUCCUACCGGGAGUCGAGUAUCGAGGAAGCACGUCCAGUUUCCAGAUAAUACAUCGUCAUCGCCGAGUCAGAUAGAGAGGCCAGAAACGCCAGUAGCAGAGAUUCCAAUAAAACAUUCACCGAAAACUGAGUAUAAUACGAGGACUUGGCUGCAACCUAAUGAUGCUAUAACGAUCGUGGUUAAUCAAUCCUUACCGUCGAGCGACGAGGAACACAAUCAUUGCUCAUGA
Cyphomyrmex costatus is the source of this 914-nucleotide messenger RNA. RefSeq lists its product as uncharacterized. The transcript is spliced from 8 exons. Lineage: Eukaryota; Metazoa; Arthropoda; Insecta; Hymenoptera; Formicidae. The record is from RefSeq and is a predicted model, not a curated record. The coding region runs from base 15 to 914 and encodes 299 amino acids.